Spirodela intermedia is the source of this 3162-nucleotide messenger RNA. The record is from the annotation of a GenBank genome assembly. NCBI's taxonomy places the organism in Eukaryota, Viridiplantae, Streptophyta, Magnoliopsida, Alismatales, Araceae.
AUGGAGGAUGCGAGAGUAGUCGCUGGGCAGAAGGACGGUCCAGUUUUGGCAAAGGGGAUUCUUUCUGAUGGCCCUCGUUCCUGUAAUGUGAUGGAGAUGGAUGAAUGCGGUGCUUCAGAGAACCACGAAGAUAGUGACAAGCCCACAAACCCGGAGAAAGGCGAGGCGAGUGAAGUGGUAUUCUCAAGGGAAGCACCACUUCUGAAAAACGACAGUGAAAUCCGUGAAAAAUGCAGUUGCAGCUCCAAGAAACUUGGGUCAUGUUCACCAGCCCUCUCAGACAAUCCUGAGGUUCGCAAAAAGGAAAAGCUUAAAGAUGGGGAGGAGAGAAAGCUCAGCAGGCAGGACCGGAUUGAGCUUGGGCGCCUAUUUCAAGGAGCAGUGAGCUCUCAUGACUGGGAACUCGCUGAAAGCCUCGUUCUUUUGGCAGAUCCUCAGACUCUUAAUGAUGCACUCUGUACUGCCUUGGACUCAAUAUGGUUUCUGACCACACAUCGACAGUUGAAUGGUAUCACUGGACUGAUCAAAAAGAUUGUUGCAAAUGGUGCUCAUGAUUUUACACGGGCAAUACUCAGGACAUCUUUUCUUGCUUCUUGUGUUUCCACAUGUCAGAGCAGGACGAUGAGCUUACCAGAUACUGUCUCUGUCAUGGCCCAAAGGUUUUAAAUUUUAUAUUUAAUUUAGUACCUUGACCUCAGUUAUUUUACAGAUUAUAUUGAAAUAAGAUCCUUCCAUCUUUCCUCUUUUUGACUCUGCAAAUAAUAAAUAAAGAUUGCUUCAACUGCGACUUCAGUGAUUAAAGUGAAGGAAAUUGAUGGUUUUCAUCUGGUACAUGUGAGUCUGCCAGGUUUGUCUAGCUGGUUUUUGCUAUUCUGACAUUGAUCAUUUUCCAGGUUGCAUGAGCGUCUUCAGGAAUGUAAUGGAGACAAGAUGUUGAAGGAAGAAGCCAGUGCUAAAGUCCAGAAGUUCACAGAAUGGGCAUUGAAAUGCAUUGGGUCCCAUUCUAGGUGUGAGGGGAGUAGGGAUGGAGUGAAUCAAAACACAAUAGUCGAGGUUCAACUUCAGCUAUCUGCAUUUAAGAUAUUCCUGGAUCUUGCUGGAAAUCAGCUCACUGGAAAGGACUUCACAGAGGCCUUUGAUGCAGCAUGCUUCCCUCUCACUCUCUUCUCAAGCUCAUUUGAUCCAGGUUGGGCAUCUGGAAUAUCAGCAACUGUGGUACAAGGCUUGCUGGGCACUUUGGUGGAGGGCGGUGCAGACAACGUUAACCAAUGCUUUCUUGAAGCCUCACGCUUUGGGAGCACGGAGCUUGUUCGCAUUUUGUUACAGGUGGUUUGCCGGUGUUCAUUUCAAUUAUUCGAUCAUUUUUUAUAUUAGGGUUUUCAGAAAUUUCUUUUCAAUCGUCUCGUAGCUCAUCUUAACAUGCAUGGUUCCAGAUUCCACUCCAACUAGUGAAUAGAAUGGGAAAAACGCUGGAAUAUGCAGUAACCUAUGUGAAUAUCUCCUAGACUCGGUCAAAAAUAAUCGGGUUUCCAUGCCAUAUUUAUAUUUUCCUUUUCACAGCCCAUUUCCUGUGAAGAACAUCUCGUGGCCUCAAAAUUUUCAUAAUGGAGCUUUUCAAGCUGUUCAACAUUCAGAUUUACUUUCUUUCCGCCAGUAUAAUCUCUCUUUGAUACUGUCAUAUAGAAAUUUCUCCAUGAUUCUACAUGCAUUCUGAGUUCCCUCUUGCCCAAGUUUUCACUGUCGGACAUCCUUAAUCUCCUUUGCUUCUGCUUUUGUGUAUAAGCAGUCGUUUCGCGGAAAACCAGUCUGGUGAAUACAAGGCAGAAAGGUAGAAAAAAUUAUGUCUUCUGCUAAUAGAAAUAUACCAGUUAAGAAGAAUAGCUUAAAAUGGAAAUGUUGACAUUGGAAAAAUUUGACCUGGGGCUGUACGAGAGGAAAAAGAUUAUUUGUAUCGUUGUCUUAGCAGCAGGUUUAUCCCCCGUGGUUCCAGUUGGGGUAGGGAGGCUUGAACAGUUUGAAAGAAACUGUUCAUGAUAUAAAUUUGAUUUCUUUGGACUACAUCUUGGCAAAAUACCUUGUUAAAAUCUGAAUCCCUCUCAGAAGGCCGUGUUGGGAGACGAAAUAGCUCUUUUCACUAUCUUAUGAUUACGUUGACUUUCUCGAGAUAGUCGACUAUAAGGUCAAAUUGCUUGGAGAAGUGCAUUAUCAAUCUCAUUGCUGUUUUGUCAGUUGUUGCAGAGAUGCUGGUUUUAACUACUUGCUUAGUUGAUUCCGUAGAUGGAGUCUGAAUGGUUGGCAUUGUUCUAGUUUGCUCACACAUUUUUUGUUCUCCAGAUUGCACAACGAAAUAGCUUGGACGUGGACGUUGACCUUGCCCUGGGUUUUGCGUCCCAUUACUGUAAGAUCAGCACAAUGGAGUGCCUAGUUGAGGAAGGCAAUGCCGCUGCUUUCCUGGGCCCUCUAUUGAGAGCUGCCGAGAGAGGCUGCAUGCAGGUUGUGCAGUGGUUUGUCGACCGCGGUUGCAGAGAUAUGGAGCUCUGCCUCGCGCUCACAGCUGCGACUUCAAGCAGCCAGCUUGACAUCGCCACCUUUCUGCUCCCACAUGUUCCCCAGCACGUGCUCGCGGCCCUGAGCAUUGAGAUCCUCAAGGCGGCUGGGGAGCGGAGCGGGGGCUCCCUCAACGGCGUCGCGUUCCUCCUCCAGUCAGAUUUUCUUGGGGAUUCGGAGGCCACAUACGCCGUUGCUGACAGCAUUGCCAGAUCGGAUGACAAGUCAGUGGCUCCGGAGCUGAAGGCUUUCCUGCAGGAGCACUGGUCGGAGGCUGCCUUCUCCGCCGGGCUGCGUUGCGGGCAGGAGCACUAUGUAAAUUUCAUGAGGAUUCUGGUGCUGGGUCGGUCUCCGAUUUGCCUGUGGGACCUUCCCUCGCCCUUGAGAACUGCCAUCGCAUACUUGCCGCUGUACAGGGAGUGCGCAGAUGCAGGUGCCGGUGGGCGGCUGCUCUCGCAGCGGCUGAGAGGGCAGCUGGUGGAGGCAGUGCAAAGGCUUGCUAACCAGCUACCGGACAAGGGAACCAACAGCACGGACCUGCUGGCGGUUCUGGAGCGUCACCUUCCUCCCUUUCUGCUCCCCAGUCGGCAGAGCUCGGCCUUUCCACCAAAGUAG